UUCUCGCGACAACUGCGGAGCUGGCGCAGUUGUCGCGAGAAGAGGCGGACGGUCGUACCUUGUCGCCGGCACGUGUUUCGUCAGGUAUUCUUGCUUCUACCUGGCCCGAGGUCGUCCAGCCCGGGCAGGCGUCUCUCCUCACGGUCUGGUUCGCCUCCUUGCCCGGGUCCGGGGCCCGUGAGGAGCCGAGCGCCUAGGGGUGCUGCGCCAUGGGAAAGUCCAAGUCGGCCGGAGCCAGAAGGAAGCCCCCCGGGGCCCAGGCUGGGGCGCGGGGAGUCAAGGCGAAGCCCAACCCCAACCCCUUCGAGGUGAAAGUCAACAAGCAGAAGUUCCAGAUCCUGGGCAGGAAGACGCGCCACGACGUGGGGCUGCCCGGCGUGUCCCGCGCGCGGGCCAUCAAGAAGCGUACCCAGACAUUACUAAAAGAGUAUAAAGACAGGAAUAAGUCCAAUGUGUUCAAAGAUAAGCGCUUCGGGGAAUACAACAGCAACUUAAGCCCCGAGGAGAAGAUGAUGAAGAGGUUUGCGCUGGAGCAACAGCGACAUCAUGAAAAAAAGAGCAUCUACAACCUAAACGAAGACGAAGAGUUAACGCAUUAUGGCCAGUCGUUGGCAGACAUUGAAAAGCUAAAUGACAUUGUGGACAGCGACAGUGACACUGAGGAGCGCGGAACGCUGUCUGCCGAGUUGACUGCUGCCCAUUUCGGAGGGGGCGGUGGGCUCCUUAACAAGACUGCUUCACAGCAAAGUGAGGAGGGGGACAAAGCAAAGUCACGCAAAGAACUGAUCGAGGAGCUGAUUGCCAAGUCAAAGCAGGAGAAGAGGGAGAGGCAGGCUCAACGGGAGAACGCCCUGGAGCUUACAGAGAAGCUCGACCAGGAUUGGAAAGAAAUCCAGACUCUCUUACCACAUAAAACACCCAAGUCAGAGAACAAAGAGAAGAAGGAGAAACCCAAGCCUGAUGCAUAUGACGUGAUGGUUCGUGAGCUCGGCUUUGAGAUGAAGGCACAGCCCUCGGACAGGAUGAAGACGGAGGAGGAGCUGGCCAAGGAGGAGCAAGAGCGGCUCAAGAAGCUGGAGGCUGAAAGGCUUCGAAGAAUGUUUGGAAAAGAUGAGGAUGAGAAUACUAAGAAACCGAAACACAUGUCAGCAGACGACUUGAGUGAUGGUUUCAUACUGGACAGAGAUGACCGGCGUUUGCUGUCUUACAAAGAUGGAAAGAUGAACAUAGAGGAGGAUGUCAAAGAAGAGGGAAGCAGGGAAGCCGGCAGCAGUGAGAGCGAAGGGGAAGAGGAGCAAGAUUCGAGCGGGGAGGACAUGGAGCAGAGCGAUGGCCCGGAGAGCCACUCGGACCUGGACUCCAAUGUGGAGAGUGAGGAAGACAGCGAGAGCCCAAAGAAGGGGCAGCUUCAGACUCCCGGGAAGAGACGCGCAGGCAGUGACCAGAACACUCGCGCCACUGCCAGAGCCGAGCUGCCCUACACAUUUGCAGCUCCUGAGUCCUACGAGGAACUGAAAUCGUUGUUAUCCAGAAGAUCUGUGAACGAGCAGCUGCUGGUGGUGGAGAGGAUUCAGAAAUGCAACCAUCCCAGCCUGGCAGAGGGAAACAAAGCCAAGUUAGAAAAGCUGUUCGGCUUCCUUUUGGAAUACAUCGGGGAUUUGGCUACAGGGGACCCACCAGACCUCGAAGUGAUCGACAAGUUGGUCGUGCAGCUGUAUAACCUCUGCCAGCUGUUUCCGGAAGCUGCGAGCGACGCUGUGAGGUUUGUUCUCCGCGACGCCAUGCACGAGAUGGAGGCGGUGUUGGAAACCAAGGGCCGUGCCGCCUUUCCGGGCCUGGAUGUGCUCAUUUAUUUGAAGAUCGCGGGGAUACUGUUUCCAACUUCUGACUUCUGGCAUCCGGUGGUGACCCCUGCGCUGGUGUGCAUGAGCCAGCUGCUCACGAAGUGCCCCGUGCUCUCCCUCCAGGACGUGGUCAAGGGGCUCUUCGUAUGCUGCCUGUUUCUGGAGUACGUGUCUCUGUCCCAGAGGUUCGUGCCCGAGCUCGUUAACUUCCUCCUUGGGAUCCUUCACAUUGCAGCACCAAACAAGCCCGCUCUGGCACCUGGCAUUGACCACCCACCUCAGCACCGUUUCCACAUCUGCCUUCACCCACAGGACCCAAGCUCGUUGAAUAGGCACCCCCAGUGCCUAGCAUGGCCCAGAGACACCGUACAGAGUUACGCCCUGGUGCACCCUUUCAGAGCGCACGGGAAGAACUCGGAACUGCUCUUGGUUUCCAACAGAGAGGAUGCAGCCACUUGGCAGAGGAGACGCCUGCCCCUGCACUGGGCCAGCGGACCGAAAGCCCAGACUGAGACAGAGACAAACCACACGAGGCUGUCCUGCCUGGCCGUGUGUCUGGCCCUCGUGAAGCGCUGCGUGCUGCUGUACGGUGCCCUGCCGUCCUUCCGGGACAUCAUGAAGCCCCUGCAAGUGGCGCUGAUGGAGCACCUGACUGACUGCAACCACCCCCAGGACCUCCAGGAGCUGUGUCAGAGCACCCUGGCAGACGUGGAGAACCAGAAGCAGUGCUACCGGCCACUGGUGUGUGAGAAGAGCAAGCCAGUUCCCCUGAAACUCUUCACCCCCCGGCUGGUCAAAGUCCUGGAGUUUGGCCGGAAGCAGGGCAGCACCAAGGAGGAGCAGGAGCGGAGGCGGCUGAUUCACAAGCACAGACGGGAGUUCAAGGGGGCCGUGCGGGAGAUCCGCAAGGACAACCAGUUCCUGGCCCGGAUGCAGCUCUCAGAGACCAUGGAGCGGGACGCAGAAAGGAAGCGAAAAGUGAAGCAGCUGUUCAACAGCCUGGCGACGCAGGAGGGCGAAUGGAAGGCCCUGAAGAGGAAGAAGUUCAAGAAAUGAAUGAGGGUGCAGUGGUCGCAGGGUGAGCGGCCUACACGCAGCGCCUGGCCAGGCGUGUGCAGGGACUCUGAGGUCACUUCCUGAGCUGCGGACACUAUUCCCUGACAGCUGUUGUUAGUCAGCCAGAAGCCGUUCAUGUUCACGGUGUGCAGGGACUCGCUCCAAGGUCACUUGUGAAGCUGCAGGCACUGCUGCGUCAGCUCUGUUAAUAAACUAAAAAUAGCUUUC
Messenger RNA from Loxodonta africana (African savanna elephant), 3128 nucleotides. It is a transcript of the gene NOP14, whose product is annotated as NOP14 nucleolar protein. Gene Ontology annotation, cellular component: Noc4p-Nop14p complex; nucleolus; small-subunit processome. The record is from RefSeq and is a predicted model, not a curated record. Gene Ontology annotation, biological process: maturation of SSU-rRNA. NCBI's taxonomy places the organism in Eukaryota, Metazoa, Chordata, Mammalia, Proboscidea, Elephantidae. Bases 210 to 2900 code for a protein of 896 amino acids. The transcript is spliced from 19 exons.